UUUGAUGAUGAUGGCGCUGGCUAGUGCUGAGUCACAAAAGGACCAGGGUGAGCUAUCAAGGAUGUAGCUGUGCCAAUGCAGGGGGCAAGGCCUGUGGGCUCAUCUAUGGGGCGGUCUCACAGCAAGCAUGAAGACGUGGCAGGAGUUUCGGUUGAUAAAAUUGCCAAGAAGAAGAGGACAAUUCCUAAGAUCAUUGUCACUGGACCCUCUGAGGAAGCGCUGAUCCAAAGCAUCACUGAUGUUCUCCCCGAGACCAAAACCAUCCGGGACACAGAAGACUACGGCGCAUAUAGCGUGCACACAAAGCCCAGCACAGUAGAUGCUUAUAAGAACAGCAAAGAGCAGUGAGGGACUAUGUUGGAGAGAUGAUGGCACACAGGGUGGAGAUGGGGACCACAGAGGAAACCUAGCAGCCCCGGUCCUGGACCCCCUUCUCAAUAAAUGGGAAUCUAUCACACUGAAUCCUUUCAUGGUUUCACUUUUCCCUGACCUCCGAUGUGCCCACAUUUGGUGGCGGCAGAAAAGGAGGAGCGGGUAAAGCCUAGCCAGAUGUAACAGAGGGA
Molecule: messenger RNA, 563 nt
Organism: Pogona vitticeps (central bearded dragon)
Lineage: Eukaryota; Metazoa; Chordata; Lepidosauria; Squamata; Agamidae
Source: RefSeq, a predicted model, not a curated record